This is a messenger RNA of Gavialis gangeticus (Gharial), 5609 nucleotides long. It is a transcript of the gene CTNND1, whose product is annotated as catenin delta 1. Lineage: Eukaryota; Metazoa; Chordata; Crocodylia; Gavialidae. Bases 737 to 3598 code for a protein of 953 amino acids. Gene Ontology annotation, cellular component: plasma membrane; cytoplasm; nucleus. Gene Ontology annotation, biological process: cell-cell adhesion; cell-cell junction assembly. The record is from RefSeq and is a predicted model, not a curated record. The transcript has 21 exons. Gene Ontology annotation, molecular function: cadherin binding.
UUUGUCACCACCCAGCUUGCCUUGCCUUUGGCUGGGUGGAACUUCCAUUUUAGGUGCUGGAUCUUGAAAGAAGGGGAAAGAAAAAAAAACCGCCAGAAAGAAAGAAAGAAAAGAAGAUCCCAGGCGAGGGAGAAGUGGAAGAGAUUGCCGCUUUGCUCUUUUUAUAUUGAUUUGAUCAGGGAUUGGGCUCUCGUUUUCCUGUUAGGGAUUUCUUGGGAAACUCGACUUUAGAGUUCUUUGGUGUGGCUUUUUUUUUUUUUUUUGUGGUGCGUGUGUUUGCAAAGGGCGAAAAGAAGGCUCUCACCCAGGGUAAUUUCUUUUUUUGUUGUUGGAUAUUGUCACACUGAGAUACUAAAGAGAGGAGGUAGAGGAAUAACCUCGCUGGCAACUUCCCCCCCGCCCCCCUUCCAUUUCUUAAUCUGCUGCUUUGAAGAGUGGGGGAAACAGAUACAAGGAGGCGAAACAAACUUGGAGACUCUUGUUGGUGUAACUUCUGAGAGGGGAGAAAGCCAGGCACUCUUCCUUCCUGCUGCUUCACUGGUGGUGGCCGGGCUGCUUCUCCCAUGAUUCUUUGCAUCUAGACGUGGCUGCACUGUGCCUUAGUCAAUCAGAUCAACUCUUCUUUAACAGUGAGGGGUACUUCCCCUCUUGUUUUUUCUUCCCCUCUGAUUGACACCAGUUUCCCUCACACACAUACCCUGUGCCCUACGCCCACCCCCUGUGCGGGGUCCUCAUCAUGGACGACUCAGAAGUGGAGUCGACUGCCAGCAUCCUGGCCUCUGUCAAGGAACAGGAGGCACAGUUUGAGAAGCUGACCCGGGCGCUGGAGGAGGAGCGGCGUCAUGUCUCAGCACAGCUGGAGCGCGUCCGGGUCUCCCCACAUGAUGCCAGCCAGACGAUGGCCAACGGUACCCUCACCCGUCGGCAUCAGAACGGCCGCUUCCUGGGCGAUGCUGACCUGGAGAGGCAGAAAUUUCCAGAUCUGAAACUUAACGGACCCCAGGACCACAGCCAUCUCUUAUACAGCACUAUCCCAAGGAUGCAGGAUCCAGGCCAGAUCGUGGAGGAGACUUAUACCAUGGAAGAGGACCCAGAGGGUGCCAUGUCAGUUGUCUCUGUGGAAACAUCAGAUGAUGGGACUACCCGGCGCACAGAAACCACGGUAAAGAAAGUAGUGAAGACUGUGACCACAAGGACAGUACAGCAGGUUCCUGUUGGGCCAGAUGGGUUACCUCUGGAGGGUUCACCUGUCACCAAUAACUACGUCCAGACAAUGGACAGGAACUUCCGUAAAAAUGGCAACAGUGGACCUGGCAGCUACAUAAGCCAGGCUGGCACUGCCACGCUCCCUCGCAACUACCACUACCCAGAUGGCUACAGCCGCCCUUAUGAUGAUGGCUACCCUGGCAGUGAUCACAACUAUGGCAGUCUGUCCCGCGUGACUCGAAUUGAUGAACGUUACCGUCCCUCCAUGGAUGGUUACCGGGCCCCUAGCCGGCAGGACGUCUAUGGUCCUCAACCACAGGUGCGAGUAGGGGGGAGCAACAUGGACCUGAACCGCUUCCAUGCAGAGCCUUAUGGGCUAGAAGAUGACCAGCGCAGCGUUGGCUAUGAUGACAUGGAUUAUGGUCUGAUGUCAGAUUAUGGCACAGCCAGGCGGGCAGGGACACCCUCGGAUCCCCGGCGACGACUCAGGAGUUAUGAGGAUAUGCUGGUGGAUGAUGUGGCCCCUGACCAGUACUACUGGGCCCCCCUGGCACAGCAUGAACGGGGUAGCCUGGCAAGCCUGGACAGUCUGCGGAAGGGAGGCCCACCACCUGCCAAUUGGCGCCAGCCAGAGCUGCCUGAAGUGAUAGCUAUGCUGAGUUUUCGGCUGGAUGCAGUAAAGUCCAAUGCAGCAGCCUACCUGCAGCACCUCUGCUACCGCAAUGACAAGGUGAAGACAGAGGUGCGUAAGCUGAAGGGGAUACCUGUGCUGGUGGGGCUGCUGGACCACCCCAAGAAAGAGGUGCACUAUGGGGCCUGUGGGGCCCUGAAGAACAUAUCCUUUGGCAAAGAUCAGGACAACAAGAUAGCCAUCAAGAACUGCGAUGGUGUCCCAGCCCUGGUGAGACUGUUGCGCAAGGCCCGUGACAUGGACCUCACAGAGGUCAUCACAGGAACAUUAUGGAAUCUCUCCUCCCAUGACUCAAUAAAGAUGGCUAUUGUAGACCAUGCACUGCAUGCUCUAACUGAUGAGGUCAUCAUCCCGCGCUCUGGCUGGGAGAGGGAGCCCAAUGAAGACUCUAAACCCCGCCACAUGCAGUGGGAGUCGGUGCUCACCAACACUGCUGGCUGCCUUAGAAACGUGAGUUCUGAGCGGAGUGAGGCUCGUCGGAAGCUGCGCGAGUGUGAUGGGUUGGUGGAUGCCUUGAUAUACGUUGUCCAGUCAGAGAUUGGCCAGAAAGACUCUGACAGCAAGCUGGUGGAGAACUGUGUCUGUCUGCUCCGGAACUUAUCAUACCAAGUCCAUCAUGAGAUCCCACAUGCUGAGCGUUAUCAGGAGACUCCCCUCAACCCCACCAAUAAUGCUGGGCCCCAUGCUGCCAGCUGCUUUGGUACCAAGAAAGGCAAAGACGAGUGGUUCUCCAGAGGCAAAAAACCUCCAGAAGAUCCUGGUGCUGAUACAGUGGACUUUCCCAAAAGAACAACGCCUGCAAAAGGUUACGAGCUCCUAUUCCAGCCAGAAGUAGUCCGGAUAUAUAUCUCAUUGUUGAAGGAGAGCAAGACCCCUGCCAUUCUGGAGGCUUCAGCAGGUGCUAUUCAGAAUCUAUGUGCUGGUCGCUGGACGUACGGUCGGUACAUCCGCUCAGCAUUACGCCAAGAGAAAGGGCUUUCUGCUAUUGCUGACCUGCUGAACCAUGACAAUGAACGUGUAGUGAAAGCAGCAUCUGGGGCUCUGCGCAACUUGGCAGUGGAUCCUCGGAAUAAAGAGCUGAUAGGUAAACAUGCUAUCCCCAACUUAGUGAAGAACUUGCCAGGUGGGCAGCAGACGCCAGCCAAGAACCUCUCUGAGGAUACCGUGGUAUCGGUCCUGAACACAAUCAAUGAGGUCAUUUUGGAGAACUUGGAGGCCGCAAAGAAACUGCGGGAGACGCAAGGCAUUGAGAAGCUGGUGCUGAUCAACAAAUCGGGGAACCGUUCAGAGAGAGAAGUCCGAGCUGCGGCCCUAGUCCUGCAGACAAUCUGGGGGUAUAAGGAGUUGCGGAAGCCACUAGAGAAGGAAGGAUGGAAAAAGUCUGACUUCCAGGUAAACCUGAGCAAUGCCUCUCGGAACCAGGGAGGCAACUCGUUUGAUGACAGCACCUUGCCACUCAUUGACAGGAAUCAAAAAGGAGAUAAGAAAUCUUCUCGGGAGGAGAUCCAGAUGAGCAACAUGGGACCAGACAACAAUUACUCCACACUAAAUGAAAGAGACCACAACAGGACAUUGGACCGAUCUGGAGAUCUUGGCAAUGUGGAACCGGUGAAGGCGGCACCCAUCUCAGAUGAAAGUCAGGAAAACCUGUAUGAGGAGGAGGAUGACACUGUGGUUUAUCCCCUGAUGACACAUCCCUGAGUCCCCUGCUCCUGUCAGAAGAUCUAGAGUUCUCUCCUGCCUCUGCUCAGUUUGGGUUUAUAAUAUAUAUAUAUCUCUCUCUUCGUGGUGGAAUGGACUGACUUACCUUUACUUUUUUGCUGGACUUUUUGUGCCAACUAUCCAGCCAAAUGAUUGGCCCUUUGUGCCUCUCCCUGCUGAGGUACAACUUGGUCAGGGCCCCCACACCCUUUCCUGUAGACAGCUGCACCUCCAAUCCUUGGGCGCUUUUUUUUUCUUCUGAGAGCAAAUCUUCCUGCAGACCAAAUACUCCUGAUGAAUCUCCCUGGAGAUACUAACUAACACAGACUCUGAAAGAACCCUUCCCUUGACAUCACCUCUCCUGCUGGGCCUGCAGCACAACACAGAACUGGCUGUACUGGCACUACAUUUUCCUUUAAGACACUUUUUGGUUCUGCUUGCAGUAAUGGGGACAGAGGCUGUCUCCUUAGCCUCUAAAAUGUGCAAACCCUUGGCAACAGAGGAUGCAAGGAAUACUGGAACAUUCCAGGUGGUGGGGGUACCUGCGAUUGAUUGCAAUACUUGUUUACUAUGACUUACUGCAUCUGGAUGUCAGAUCACAUUUGAGGGUGGAGGUGGGGGUCUGUUUUUGAGAUGAGCCACUCAGACAGGAAACAUCUCUUCUCAUCUAAAGGAGAAAGAGGCAGGUUGGGAGCAGUUUGUUCACUCCUUGUAUGCUCUGGUGUUCUUAGGUAUGCGGCCAUCGUGGAUGGGCAAUUGUGUUUGUGUUUGUUUUUGUUCUGUGGGAGGUAUUUGUGCAGGAGCCAGCCGGGGGAAGGUAGCAAGGAUUGGGGGCAGAUCCUGAUCCCUAAAGAGGUCUGAAUCUUAGAACGAGGGUGUGGGGUUUCCUUUUGAGGAGCAUGUGGUUUUUUUGGCUGUUUAAAGUGUGGGAGAUAUCUGGGCUUAUGGUGCAGGCAGGUAAAGGAGGAGAAAGAGGGUGAUGGAUUGGGUAGAGUGAUGAUAGAAAGGGAGAGCCUAACUGUAACUAACCCCAUCCCCCACAAACCAGAUGAAUGCAAGUGUCUCUUUCUCUUGACACGUGCCUUUCUAUGCCACUGUGAAAUAGUUUCUUCCAACUCGUAGGCUCCAUGGCCAACUAGAUAAGGAGUGUUUGGACUAGGUUGUGGGGAUCUUUCUGGCACAGAUGAGUUGCUGUUCUUCCCUCCACUUGAGAUUCUGGCCUUUAACAUCUUUUUGUACUGACACUGGGUGAAUAGAGGUGCUGGGAUUCCCAGGAAUGACUAGACCAGAGGCAAUAAAUAGUCACUUAUCUGUACCUCCUAAAUGAUGGGAUAUGGAGAGGGGAAAGCCACAGUCAGACCCAGCAGGUAAUGGGGCAGCCUGCUGCAUCUGGAAGGGGUGCAUGUGCAUGGGCCGUUGCCUCCCUUCCUUUCAGCAGGAGAGUGGAGGUGUUAUGUCCACUUCUCCCCACAUGGCGAGGAGAUCCCAGCCCCUCCAUGCACCGUGCAACUGGAAUCCUCCCUUGAGGGCCAGAAACUGGAACUGGGUUGCUGUAGACUUGUGUGCCCGGAUGGGAUUCUUGCUCCCUGCUUCUCCCUGCGACACAUGCACUGUAAAAGGGGAAAUGUGUGGGCUGGGAGACCUCUGUGCCUCUAACCCUCCUCUGCUGCAUCCAGCCUCUUCCUGUUUUGGGAUGGGACUGAAGUACAAAUCCAGGCUUUUUUUUCCCUGGGGGGUCUAACCUUUUUUUCUUGCAUAUUAUGUAAAACACUAAUUCUUUUUGUAAUUCCAGAUGAACCAAAAACUCCUCCUUCCCCCAGAGACUGCUUCAGCACCUGCAGUGGGGAACCUGUAACUGACCAGUUUUUUUUGUUCUGCUUUCCUCCACAACCCCAGUGCCUGGGGGAGGAUGGGAGGAGUCUGCUGUUCUUUGUCUGAUUUCUGUGCCCGCUCUUGUAACGCUUUUAAAACAAAAUGAUUUUUUUAUAUAAAUAAAAAUUUUUAAAGUGUG